AUGAUUGAUUCCCCGCGGAAUUUGAGAGUGUUUUCUCUUUAUUAUAUGUUAAUAUCUAUAAAUUUUUUUGUUAUCGCGGGUUGCUUUAUUGUAAUGGGAAGUCAGUUGUUUUUAGUUGAUCCUGCUUCUCCGCAUAUGGUCCGACUGCCUCCUCAGCAACAGGGGGGUGGCAGGCGGGCAAGUGCGGCGCGUGUUUCCAAUGCAUCGGCGCCGUUGCAGCCGCCGGUUGUUGCUGCAGCGCAGGUGGCGGCUCCCGCAUCGUCGGAGGCGUCUGUCGUUUACUGGCAGUUGCUUGGGGCGUCCGCUUCACUCCACCAGGGACCGCUCGGCGACGUGGUCGGCGUGGUGCCGUGUGGUACUGUUAUCCGCGAGGUCCGGCGGUAUAUGGAUCCAUUCGGCAGUUGGUGGGUUGCGCUGAAGGCGAAUGACGGAGAUAUCCUCUGGGCACUUUUAUCAACGGAGAGGGAGACGGAAAUUAGCGAAGAGCAUGCGAGAUGGCAGAAAGUGUAUAAUGAGCGUUUGCUUCCCCAGGGGUUCUCUGAGACGGACCGACAGGAGGAGGCGCGUGUGCUGCGCCGUGCUGUGAUCCCGCUGGAGAUGAACUCAAAGGCCGCUCCAUCAAAAGACGUUGCCGUACACGAUGUGCGGGUCUUUGAGGAGUGUUGGCACAAUUUUUCUGCCGUGACCAACAGAGGACGGGACUGGAAUGCGGAGUAUCAACGGCUUGUGGAGUUGGUCCUCUUUGAAAAGUGGGAGAAGAGUGUUUCCGCCAGUGAAGAGCUACAAAGAUUUAUGAGACAAUUUUUGACGGCGGCCGAGGAGGCGGCGCUCAGCGUCAUUGCAGACAUGUUGCGUCCCUCAUCAGAUCGUGUGGCGAAGGGACCGAUAGUCGGCAGUGUAGGGUCGUUUCUUUAUAAUAAUCUUCUCGUGAAGCUUGCAAUUGAUGAUGGUAGUGGAAACACAAGGGGAGACACACAUGCGUGGCGACAGGCGUCACAAACCCUGCAGGCAAUGCGUCUUAUUGCAUUGGAAGGUCCAAGGCGGCUUCUUUACUCUCCUCCAAGUGCUCUUAUCACCUUCACAGGGUUUCGCUGCUGUGUGAUGGCUAUUCCUCCCGUUGAGGUGAAAAAUAUUGUGCACCUCUCACUGGAGGAGCGGGGAAGCACUCUGGACGCACCGGAGUUUGUCCGAUCCCAACUGAUGGACUUGGGCCAGGCGCUUAAUUUGAAGCAACACCAUCUAAGGUCAGCCACGGGAGAUGUGGUUACACUGACAACGCCUCUCGGUAUGGCUGUUGUGGCGGGCCAUGACAAAAGAUUGUAUUUGAUAAACACAUCGCGUCUCAUUCCGGCAUGUGUUUUUGUUACAAUUACUGAAGCCGACGCCGACGAAGCGGUGAUGCUGCGUUUUCGGCCCGAAUUUCUUCUUUCAUAUGGAAAACCUUUGAGCUCUGACUCUUUUGUGAAGGACGCGGCAACACCAGAAGAUAACGCUGAUGUGGUGGAAGCAACAGAGUGGAUCCGGGAUGAGGUGAUUCCUGCCGUUGCGGCGAUGAUUGGCUUUCUUCGGGCAGUUGAUGUCCCUCGGCAAGAUCCAGUGGAGUGUAGGCUGUGCUCUCACAAAAUGGAGAAUGAGCUACGAUUUGUGGUGUGCCAUAGUAUAGAAAUGUGCUGUUGUAUUUGUUCCCACUGCUACACGCAGCGCUUGUCGGAGGAUAAGAAGGACAACCUUCUCUUCUGUGAUGCCGUGAAGUGCGAUACCGCGGUACGGAGUCCGAAAGGACUUUUGAUCGAACCGCCCAUUAACUCCAUCUUUCACGCAAAUGGACUUAACAUGCGUUUCCUUCCAUUUGUUUAUUACCGCCUUCCGCAUGUUUCUCGUUUUGCCGUGGCACAUUACUUGGAGAUUGAAAUGAUUGCACGGACUGCAGUGCGUCUUCUUCGGGACAAACUCCGUCGCACCGCGCAGAGUGUGGAUGAGGUGAAGAUUGUCUGCCAGGAAUUUCUCCUGGGGCUGCUGCAGUCUUCAGGCGCCAAGGCAAAGCAUUUUUGGGCACAUGAGUUGGGCCCCGCGUUGGAGAGUUUAUAUGGCGUGCAGAUGCCGUUUGACACGUCGGAGAUAGAUGUCGAGCUGCUCUACCACCGUGUGGCGCAACUCUCCGGCGUUCAUCUUCACAUGGCGAGCGUUGCCUCCCUUCACACGGAGAAACCUUAUCUUCAGCUUGCAGAAGUGAGGCCGCUGAUCAAAGCAAUACAUCCUCCACUUUUGGUUGACGAAGCCUCACAUGAGAAGAGACGGGCUGCAUUGCUGCAGUGCCUUGAAGGCAUUCUUCUUUUUUGGAUUGGCUUCUCUGCAAAUGGCAACGACGAUGGCGAUGUUGAUUCCGCACAACCGUUUUACAUGACGGAGAGGGAGAGUUGGAUGUAA
Messenger RNA from Trypanosoma cruzi, 2427 nucleotides. RefSeq lists its product as uncharacterized. Lineage: Eukaryota; Euglenozoa; Kinetoplastea; Trypanosomatida; Trypanosomatidae. Gene Ontology annotation, cellular component: cytoplasm. The transcript has a single exon. The record is from RefSeq and is a predicted model, not a curated record. Gene Ontology annotation, biological process: organelle organization. The coding region runs from base 1 to 2427 and encodes 808 amino acids.